UGAGUCACCGAGUCACCACCACACAAAAACUGUAGAGAGAGAAAAUGGCAGUGGUCAUAAUCGACGGAUCGACGGUGAAGAACUUCGUGGACGACGAAUCUCACUUCCAGAAGAGUGUGGACAGCGCCUUCGCGGCUCUGGAUCUGAACAAGGACGGCGUUCUGUCCCGAUCGGAGCUCCGGAAGGCGUUCGAAACGCUCCGCCUGAUCGAGACUCACUACGGCGUCGACGUCGCCACCACGCCGGAGCAACUCACUCAGCUCUACGAUUCCAUCUUCGAGAAGUUCGAUUGCGACAAAAGCGGCACCGUCGAUGCGGAUGAGUUCCGCACCGAGAUGAAGAACAUCUUGCUCGCCAUAGCCGACGGAUUGGGCUCCUCGCCGAUUCAGAUGGCGCUCGACGACGGCGAUCAGAGUUUCCUCAAGCAAGCUGCGGAUCUCGAGGUUUCCAAGCUCGCUCAAGCUUCUACCUGAUCGCGAUUUACCGGUUUGCCCCUUACCGUUUCCUUUAAUUUUUGGCUCCUUCUUUUAGUAUUCUGUAACCGAUAUGAUAUAUAUAUGAAUCUGAUUUCGCAAUAAAAUAGAUCCUGGUUCGCUAUUUCAUUUGAAAAGAACAAAGCGCAGAUUUAGAUUUUUACUGUAGAGAGCUGAACAAUGGAGAAAAUAAAUGUUUUCUGAAGUUUUUGUUCU
Molecule: messenger RNA, 689 nt
Organism: Momordica charantia (bitter melon)
Lineage: Eukaryota; Viridiplantae; Streptophyta; Magnoliopsida; Cucurbitales; Cucurbitaceae
Product: Calcium-binding EF-hand family protein
Molecular function (GO): calcium ion binding
Source: RefSeq, a predicted model, not a curated record